UGUCCCGGCUUCGGGCGGGUUGUGGGCACAGCAAUCAGACUUUUGGGGCGUUGGGGCGUCGGGUCCCCAGGGGCUGCGGGGUGGGCCCCCGUGAGCGCCAGUUUUGGGGGAGGCCGGUGGGUUCCGCCCUCCUCCCUCUGGGAGUCGGGUGUGUGUCUUAGGUGGGACGGAGCAGAGAGGGCUCCGAUGGCCGUGCGAUCCGGGCUCGCCGUCGCCGCGCCGCCGCAGCCCGAGGGGCUUCUGAUCGUGAAAGUGGAGGAGGAGCCGCGCCAAGGCCCCGCGGGCGACGGCUCGAGGCUCUGGCACAGCGCGGAGGCUUGUCGGCUGCAGUUCCGGCAGCUGCGCUACCAGGAAGCGUCUGGCCCCGAAGAGGCGUUGGGGCGGCUGCGGGAGCUGUGUCGACGGUGGCUGAGGCCCGACAUGCGCUCCAAAGAGCAGAUCCUGGAGCUGCUGGUGCUGGAGCAGUUCCUGACCAUCCUGCCCGAGGAGCUCGGGACGUGGGUGCGCGAGCACUGCCCCCGGAGCGGGGAGGAGGCGGCGACCCUGGCCAGGGUUCUCCUGAGAGCCCUGCACGGGACCUCCCCCCAGGAGUUGGUGACUUUCAAGGAUGUGGCCACAUCUCUCACUUGGGAAGAGUGGGAGCACCUGAAUGCAAUUCAGAGGGACUUCUGCAGGGAGAACACACAGAAGGAUGAUGAGAACACAGUUCUGCCCAGUUUGGAAACUAGAUCUGUGAACACAGAAUUGAUUCCAAAGCAAGAAAAUUUGAAAGAAGCAGAGCUACAGGCAUGGUCACAGGGACUGUUCCAGGGGAAGGACCCUGCACUUUCUGAGUGUGGUGAUACCCAUGAGGACAGGGUAGAAGAACAGCCGAGAGAUGCUCUGUCACCGAAACUCGAAAGUUCCCUCGAAGAGCAAGGACUCCCCAGCAUGUCACAUCUCACCACUGCUUCCAAGGAGGAAGGAAUCUUAGAAGACAAUGAAUUUGGGAACAGUGCUGGCCUUAUCCUUGGUCAGCAUAUUCAAGCAGCAGAAACAGUUAUUGAUGGUGCUGAACAUAGGACGAAAUGCAAACAAAGUUUGGAUAAGGUGAAAUAUCACAUAGUGGAACCUCACAACUCUGUUGACAGCAGAGACAGUGUUUGUCAUUUGGGGCUUUUUGAACCACAGAGACAGUUCCACCAAGAAAGACCUCAUAAAUGUGGUAGCUGUGAGAAGAGCUUCAAACAGCGCUCAUACCUCUUUAAACACCAGCGGAUUCACACAGGCGAGAAACCCUAUCAGUGCCAAGAAUGUGGGAAAAGCUUUAGUCAGAGUGCUGCCCUUGUUAAACACCAGCGUACACACACAGGUGAGAAGCCAUACACGUGCCUAGAGUGCAAGGAAUGCUUCCGACAGAGCUCACAUCUAAUUCGGCACCAGAGGACCCAUGCCCGUGAGAAAUACUACAAGUGUGAGGAAUGUGAGGAGCUCUGUCAUAUUUCUAGGCUGUUUAAACAUCAGAGACUACAUAAAGGGGAGAAACCCUACAAAUGUGAGGUCUGUGAGAAGAGCUUCAAACAGCGCUCAGACCUCUUUAAGCAUCACAGAACCCACACUGGGGAGAAGCCCUAUGGGUGUUCUGUGUGUGGGAAAAGCUUCAGUCAAAAUGCAACUCUCAUUAAACACCAGAGAACUCACACUGGAGAAAAACCUUAUAAAUGUCUUCAAUGCGGGAAAAGCUUUAGACAAAGUGCACACCUUAUUCGACACCAAAAAAUCCAUCAAAAUAAAGUCCCAUUUCUUUGACAUAC
Molecule: messenger RNA, 1793 nt
Organism: Jaculus jaculus (lesser Egyptian jerboa)
Lineage: Eukaryota; Metazoa; Chordata; Mammalia; Rodentia; Dipodidae
Gene: Znf394
Product: zinc finger protein 394
Exons: 3
Coding region: 187-1788 (533 amino acids)
Biological process (GO): regulation of transcription by RNA polymerase II
Molecular function (GO): DNA-binding transcription factor activity, RNA polymerase II-specific; RNA polymerase II cis-regulatory region sequence-specific DNA binding
Source: RefSeq, a predicted model, not a curated record